Molecule: messenger RNA, 2193 nt
Organism: Rubroshorea leprosula
Lineage: Eukaryota; Viridiplantae; Streptophyta; Magnoliopsida; Malvales; Dipterocarpaceae
Source: the annotation of a GenBank genome assembly
AACUUUCGUUUUCCUCUAUUUUCCUUCUCCACUUUCUCUCUUCCCAAACAACCAUGGGAAUCUCCUGGAGCAGCACCGCCUGUAACAGAAGAAGAAACCAAAAUUACCCCCACAACCCACCUCCGCCACCUCCUUAUUAUUACCCUCCAGAACCCCCAUCUCUCCCUCCUCCUCCUCCUCCUCUAUACCCAUCAAGCCAUCCCUAUCCUGCGCACCCUCAAAACCUUUAUCACUUGCAUCCUCCCCCAGUUCAUAAUUCUUACUAUGGUGCGCCGCCGCCUCCCCCCUAUAGUUGUGGUUACUCAAAUCCAACGGUCGGUCGGUUCCCUUAUCAGUACCAUCAUUCUUAUUAUGCCGGUCAGUCAAGCGGAUGGCCCGCGAUCACCAAUCCUGUGGGUCUGCCUCAGCAGCCGGCUCCGCCGCCGCCGCCAUUAGUGGAGUAUCAGAGCGCGAAGAAGGUCAGGAAUGAUGUGAACGUGCACAAGGAUACAGUAAAGCUUGAGGUGGAUGAAGAAAACCCAGAUGAUCACUUGGUUUCUUUCGUUUUUGAUGCCCUGUUUGAUGGGAGCAUCACCAUCUUCUACUUUGCCAAGGAAGAGUCCAAAUGUAGGUUUGUUCCACUAUUUCCUGAAGUGUAUGCAGCUGUUAGAGUUCCAUUUCAGAAGGGACUUGGCCAGAGAUUUCAACAACCCUCAGGAACAGGCAUUAACUUAGGCUUCUUUGACUUGGAUGAACUCUCAAAGCCAUCAGGUGCAGAAGAUGUUUUUCCCAUUGUAAUAUCUGCUGAAACAUUCCUUCCUUCUCAUUCAAGCAAUGAACAUCUUGAUAAUCCUGUGUCAAGUACCUCAACCCACAUGCAAAUUACCCAGUCUGUUAUCGAGAAGAAUAAUAGUAACUCUUUCCAAGUGAAAGUGGUAAGGCAGAUAUUGUGGAUUGAUGGAGUUCGCUAUGAGCUUCGUGAUUUAUAUGGGAUAGCAAGCUCAGCGCCAGAAGAAGGCUUUGAAGACAGUGAUCCAGGGAAAGAAUGUGUCAUCUGCAUGACUGAACCAAAGGAUACUGCUGUAUUACCGUGUCGUCACAUGUGCAUGUGCAGGGAGUGUGCUAAAGAAUUAAGGAAACAAUCAAAUAAGUGCCCCAUAUGCCGUCAACAUAUUGAAGAACUUAUAGAGAUCAAGUUUAACAGUGAUCAGUGAAAGGUCCUACCAUCUUUUUGAGUUGUAAUUAAUGUCAACUUCAUCAUUUGCAUAUUUUGGAUUCUAUUAAUCGCUAGCCAAUGAUGCCAUCCAACAAUAUGCAUUUUAAGGAUGAAAGUGGCUGCAUGUGGACAGCAUACAUAUACACGUAUAGUUAAACCAACUGGGGAAUCAUGGCUGUCUUGCAUUUCCAUGUUAUUGGCCAAGCAUAUAUGUUGGGUUCAUGCCAAGAAGAGAUACAGGUUUUCAUGGUUGAUUGUGUAAAGUAUGCAUCUGUUGGAGCAACUCUUUUUCCCUUUUCUCUUUUUUUUUUUUCCUUUAUUUUUUAAUUCAGAAACAAUCUGUAUAUGAGUGAGAGACGGAGAAAUAAACCUUGUUUUUAAUCAUCAUUGCUAGAUGUUUUAAGUUUCAGAAGAAUAUGUGACAAUCAUGUGAAAUGUUCAAAUUCUUUACUUUGUUUCUCCGUUAGCUUGAUUCUCUUCGGUGUGUUCUUAACUAGUGUUCUCCUUUGUCGAAGCUUUUAAUCGACUUGCACUGAUCUCGAAGAUUCGAAGAGCAACAAAAGUAGGGCUGCUGCAUUGGAUGAACAUUCUAGGCUUGGGGAGCAGCCCAAAAGAAAAAGCUAGGAGAAUAUCAGCAGCCCAAAAGAAAAAGCUAUAGGGGAAUAUCUACCAUGGAAGUUAGCAGCCAGCUUAGAGACAAUCUUUGAAUCCCUGCAGCAGCAAAGCUACGUGGUUCGCAGUCGGAUACUCAGUUUGAACACAACCAUUUUUUCAACAUCAUCAUUCAAAUUCUAAGUUUUGUAUCCAUCCUAUCAUAGCAUAAAUCUUCAACUUUGAUUCAUGAACACCACCCUAAUCAUGUUUGAUGUCUGGAUUUAGCAUUUUACCUAUGUCUGCUGCGUUUCUAUCUUGGAAACCAGAAAACCCAGCAUUGAAGUUAGAAGUCGUGCUGUUAAUGAAGGUUGGAACUGCAGAUGAAAAUGGUUGCUGAAACAAGG